GCAGCUCUCCACUCUCUUGUCUGCAGCCGUACAGAGCGCACCGUCUGUGAACGCUGCAGUCCACGCUCAUUCAUCUCCACCUAACAAGAAAUCACGUCCCGCAAUGUCGGCCGCCAGCACCGAGACUAGUGCCCCGCUGUCCACAGCCGGCAGCCGCGUCUUCUUCCAAGGUGCGCCCGGGGUGGGCUGCGUGGGCUCCGGCCCCAUCACCACCGCGGACGACCCGGUCCAGAAGAAGCAGGGCAAGGUGACGGUCAAGUAUGACAGGAAAGAGCUGCGGAAAAGACUCGUCCUGGAGGAGUGGAUCAUCGAGCAGCUCAGCGAGUUGUACGACUGUGAGGAGGAGGAGAUGCCAGAGGUGGAGAUAGACAUAGACGACCUGUUGGAGGUCACCAGUGAUGACGAGAGAGCCAGCAAAUUACAGGAAUCGUUAAUAGACUGCUACAAACCAACAGAGGACUUUGUCCGUGAGUUGCUGGGCAGGAUAAGGGGAAUGAGAAAACUCAGCGCACCAACCAAGAAGGGCCUAUAAUGGCUGUCACGCCCGCCGUCAAUCAAACAUAAACGACAUCAUCCCGGCUCCACCUGCUUAACCCACUCAACAUGGACUGUCGUCACAUUAAACAGCAUUAAUAACUACUCUGCAAACCACAAUCAUGCGCCAUUAAAUCCAUGCACAUAGCCCCACAAGGUGAAUUAUAAUAUCAGACUGUUGAAAGGUAGAGAGUAACAAGAGUCACAAGAAAAGGUCAAACCCAGCGAGUUAGAGCAGCAACUGUGCUUUACCGCCUAAUCCCACAUUUCAGAGCCAUUUUUAAGUCUUUUCAAGCUGAUGCUAUAAUCUCGACAGCCAUACAAACUUAGACACCAACAAAUCACAUAAAGGGAGGUGGUUUUAAAAAAUAUUUGUACUGAAGUAGGUGUGAAAAUUUGCUCUAGCACUAUUUAACCAGUGCUUCAUGAUUUUGUCUUUUUUUUUUUUUACUGAUGUGUUUUGCUGUUACUUUUUUUAAAAAAAGGGUACGUGUUGUAGUUGUUUGUUGUUGUUUUUUUUACUUACUUUUGCAUUUUAGUCUUGCAAAUGUGAGGGACUAGUUUCAUUUUCAGCACAACAACUUUGUCCUUUUGUGAUGUACAGUAUAUACAUUUCCGGGAAGAGUGGUGACCAUUUUAGCAAACAGGGGCAAAAUAGUGCGUGAUGUGUUUUGCUUUUUACCCACUGCUCAACUUCACCUCAACCUUUUCACCACAACAAGGCAUGAUGGGUGUUGCAGUUCUCUGUAUGACGCCUGUAUGAUUGGCAGCCUUUCACGUCUCACGUUAUUGCGGUUCAUUGUCCCUCAGAAUACAUAUCAGUUGAUUUAAGCACAAA
Solea senegalensis (Senegalese sole) is the source of this 1372-nucleotide messenger RNA. RefSeq names its product protein phosphatase 1, regulatory (inhibitor) subunit 14C (gene ppp1r14c). The transcript has 4 exons. Bases 104 to 532 code for a protein of 142 amino acids. Lineage: Eukaryota; Metazoa; Chordata; Actinopteri; Pleuronectiformes; Soleidae. Gene Ontology annotation, cellular component: cytoplasm. Gene Ontology annotation, molecular function: protein serine/threonine phosphatase inhibitor activity. Gene Ontology annotation, biological process: regulation of phosphorylation. The record is from RefSeq and is a predicted model, not a curated record.